This is a messenger RNA of Cantharellus anzutake, 381 nucleotides long. RefSeq names its product 60S ribosomal protein L32. The coding region runs from base 1 to 381 and encodes 126 amino acids. Gene Ontology annotation, cellular component: ribosome; cytosolic large ribosomal subunit. The record is from RefSeq and is a predicted model, not a curated record. The transcript has 4 exons. Gene Ontology annotation, molecular function: structural constituent of ribosome. NCBI's taxonomy places the organism in Eukaryota, Fungi, Basidiomycota, Agaricomycetes, Cantharellales, Hydnaceae. Gene Ontology annotation, biological process: translation.
AUGGCCAUCAAGAUCGUCAAGAAGCGUACAAAGCCCUUCAAGCGCCAUCAUUCCGACCGUUAUGAUCGGGUAAAGACGAACUGGCGUAAACCGAAAGGUAUCGAUAACAGGGUGCGCCGACGCUUCAAGGGUCAGGUCGUAAUGCCCAAUAUUGGUUAUGGGAGCGACAAGAGGACUCGUCACCUCCUACCCAAUGGACUGAAGAAAUUCUUGGUGCACAAUGCCAGAGAUCUUGACAUACUAUUAUUGCAUAACAAGACUUACGCUGCUGAGGUUGCUCAUGGUGUGUCGGCGCGAAACCGGAUACCGAUCGUCAACCGCGCAAAAGAACUCGGGAUCAAAGUGACAAACGCGUCUGCCAAGUUACGUUCCGAGGAAUAA